Molecule: messenger RNA, 886 nt
Organism: Salpingoeca rosetta
Lineage: Eukaryota; Choanoflagellata; Craspedida; Salpingoecidae
Exons: 6
Coding region: 167-841 (224 amino acids)
Source: RefSeq, a predicted model, not a curated record
AUUUCAGCAAGCACUGGAUGUUGAGGAGAGGGUGACGCACCAACAACACCAACCUUCUUGUCUCUGCCGGUGCUGCGGAUCGCGACUGGGCCCCAACCGAACGAGCAGAGCAGAGGCAGGCACAUCCACAGCUAGAGAGAUAUAGACGCAGCGUGGUGCCUGGAUCAUGGCUGGGCGAGGCGGCAGUGGUGGAGGUGGAGGCGUGGGCGUCGGUGGUAUGGUGGAUGAUGCACAGUCGCGGGAGCGCAUGGAGCAACAAGCAAGACAGGAGCGACAGUGGAUGGCGCGGGCAGUGGACGUGUCUGCAGAGGCUCGAGCUGCGCUCAUAGAUCGCUUGCAGUUCAUCUGCGAUGGCGGGUUGGGAGGAUACACACAGUUUUCGCGCCGAGUCUUUGACAUCCAAGCUGACACUGCCGGGAAAAAUGGCCGACCCGUUGCUGUGACGUUGGAACGCUAUGAUGAGCGACCAGGGUCGCUGAUCCGCAACCUGGUGUAUGGCGGGGCGUGGAGCGCGGUUGCAUCUGGCCGCGUGUCCUCCCGCACGUUGGUCCGCUGUUUCUGCUCAAAGGAGGUGGAGACGCUGUUUGGCGAAUUGGGAUUCAGGAAUGUAACGCGUCGUGUCCAUGAGUCUGGCAUUGUGUUCUCCUAUCAGGGCGUCAUGCACUGCCGCAUCUUCCAAUCGAUUGAUACGAAAUCGCCAUCAGUACGCCCGUCCACAUAUGUCGUCGACGUCUCUCUCAUAUCCGCAGAUGCGCAGAACUACGAACCGCUUGAGCGAGAGUUUCUGUAUUUCAUCGGCCAGCUCGACCCCAUCGUCGCCCUCAAACCCGUCACCGCUUGAUGCAAGAUGGUGGUGGCGGUGUUGUGUGUGUGUGUGUGUGUGUGU